UACGCGCGAGCGCGCAUGCCGGCUAAGCGGCUCCCUCUUGGUAAUCUUAGCCAGCAGCGCUUUCCGUUUCUCCAGGAGGUCCUGAAGUCUCUGUAGCCUCUCAGACAAGGUGCUGUCAGUGGUAACCCGCGGCGAUCUGCAUCUCCCUCUAAAGCGCACUCCCAAGUCGGCCCCCGCGCGCCCUCUCGAAGUCACCCGCGCUCGCCCUCCCGCCCUCUCCGGGGACGCGCGCUCUGGUUGGCUCCGGACUUGGUGCCUGAUGCUGCUGGCAGGGUAGAGAGGCCCCAGGUGAGUGUACGUGUGCCUCGUUUGGGGCUGGGGAGGUUGCCCUCGCAGAAGCGCGCCCUCGCUGCGCACCGCAGGGAGCCGGACAGAUAAGACAGGCGUGAGGACUGAGUUUUCCUGAGCUCGGCCAGGAAAGCAGUGUUGACAGACACCAGGUGCAACGCGAGGGAAGUAGUCAGGGUGCAUCUUCAGGGUUUGCCUCCACUUCGCCUCUUUGUACCUUUGGUGUGAGCUGGGAAAAGGGUACCCUGCUUCUCUGGAAUUCAUUCUGGACUUGGACAUCUUCGUGGGUUCACUUGGCACAAGGCUAGUUGCUGGUAUUCAGCCUUCCAGCCUCCCAUGUGGAUUAAUACAAAAGGACCUUAGCUUUGAAUGGCUUCACGGUUUAGAUCAUUAACCCUUCGGAUUUCUUAGAUGUCAUAGUUCAGGAACCUAUUACGCCAUUCCUUGGCAACGGCUACUCAGCACUGGUGACCUCUUCCAGUCCAACACUCUACAAAUUAUUAUCUCUGGACUCCCAGCUGACACACUGCCGGAGGCAAGAGCUACGAAGCCAACUAGAACUGUGCCUUUUCUUUUGUCAAGGUUUUUUUCUUACACAGGAAAACGGAAGAAAAAAAAGAUGAAGCUGGGCAAAGUGGAGUUGUGCCAUUUUCUACAGCUUAUAGCUCUCUUCCUUUGCUUCUCUGGAAUGAGUCAAGCUGAGCUGCCAAGGUCCAGAUCCAAGCCAUACUUCCAGUCAGGAAGGUCCCGGACCAAGCGCAGCUGGGUUUGGAAUCAGUUCUUCGUGCUGGAAGAAUACAUGGGUUCAGAUCCCCUCUAUGUAGGGAAGCUCCACUCUGAUGUUGAUAAAGGAGAUGGUUCCAUCAAGUACAUCUUGUCAGGCGAAGGGGCAAGUUCAAUUUUCAUUAUUGAUGAGAACACUGGUGAUAUCCAUGCUACCAAGAGACUGGAUCGGGAGGAGCAGGCCUAUUAUACACUGAGAGCCCAAGCUCUGGACAGACUCACCAACAAGCCUGUGGAGCCUGAAUCAGAGUUUGUUAUCAAGAUUCAGGAUAUCAAUGACAAUGAACCCAAAUUUCUAGAUGGUCCAUACACAGCAGGAGUUCCUGAGAUGUCUCCUGUAGGAACUUCAGUGGUACAAGUGACAGCAACAGAUGCCGAUGAUCCUACCUAUGGCAACAGUGCUCGAGUGGUCUAUAGUAUUCUUCAAGGACAGCCAUAUUUCUCAGUGGAACCAAAAACAGGAGUCAUCAAGACUGCCCUUCCAAACAUGGAUAGAGAGGCUAAAGACCAGUAUUUGCUUGUCAUUCAGGCAAAGGAUAUGGUUGGUCAAAAUGGCGGACUGUCUGGAACCACCUCAGUUACCGUGACCCUGACUGAUGUCAAUGAUAACCCACCUCGCUUUCCACGAAGAUCUUAUCAGUAUAAUGUUCCAGAAUCGUUGCCGGUGGCAUCAGUUGUGGCCAGAAUUAAAGCUGCAGAUGCAGAUAUAGGAGUCAAUGCAGAAAUGGAAUACAAAAUAGUGGAUGGUGAUGGACUGGGGAUUUUCAAGAUAUCUGCUGACAAAGACACACAAGAAGGAAUCAUUACAAUACAAAAGGAACUCGAUUUUGAAGCCAAAACAAGUUAUACACUGCGCAUAGAAGCUGCAAAUCGAGAUGCUGAUCCCCGGUUUCUGAGCUUGGGUCCAUUCAGUGACACAACAACGGUUAAGAUAAUUGUGGAAGACGUGGAUGAGCCCCCUGUUUUUUCUUCACCCUUGUAUCCCAUGGAGGUGUCAGAAGCGACACAGGUGGGGCAUAUCAUUGGCACUGUAGCAGCUCAUGACCCAGAUUCUUCCAACAGCCCUGUGAGAUAUUCAAUUGACAGAAACACAGACUUGGAGAGAUAUUUCAAUAUUGAUGCCAACAGUGGAGUUAUUACUACUGCCAAAUCAUUGGAUCGAGAGACAAAUGCUGUUCAUAACAUUACAGUCCUUGCAAUGGAGAGCCAGAAUCCAUCCCAGGUGGGGAGAGGCUAUGUGGCCAUCACUAUACUGGAUAUUAAUGACAACGCACCUGAGUUCGCUAUGGACUAUGAAACCACUGUCUGUGAAAACGCUCAGCCAGGACAGGUUAUCCAGAAAAUCAGUGCAGUAGAUAAAGAUGAGCCAUCCAAUGGACACCAGUUUUACUUCAGCUUAACAACAGACAUGACAAAUAACCACAACUUUUCAUUGAAAGAUAACAAAGACAAUACAGCCUCAAUACUCACAAGAAGAAAUGGCUUCCGCAGACAGGAACAAUCAGUUUAUUAUCUGCCCAUUUUCAUUGUGGACAGUGGAUCUCCUUCACUAAGCAGUACCAACACACUUACCAUCCGUGUAUGUGACUGUGAUGCUGAUGGCAUAGCUCAGACCUGCAAUGCAGAGGCCUAUGUUCUACCUGCUGGCCUCAGCACUGGGGCCUUGAUAGCAAUACUGGCCUGUGUCCUGACACUACUGGUGCUGAUCCUCCUCAUUGUCACUAUGAGAAGACGAAAAAAAGAGCCUCUCAUUUUUGAUGAGGAGAGGGAUAUCAGAGAAAACAUAGUCAGAUAUGAUGAUGAAGGCGGAGGAGAAGAAGACACAGAAGCCUUUGACAUGGCUGCGCUGAGAAACCUCAAUGCCAUAAGAGACAGCAAAACUCGGAGAGAUGUGACUCCUGAAAUUCAGUUCUUGAGUCGACCGACUUUUAAAAACAUCCCAGAUAAUGUCAUUUUUAGAGAAUUUAUUUGGGAAAGACUGAAAGAAGCUGAUGUGGAUCCAGGGGCUCCACCAUAUGACUCUCUUCAGACUUAUGCAUUUGAAGGAAAUGGCUCAGUAGCUGAAUCUCUCAGUUCGUUAGAUUCCAUCAGCUCAAACUCUGAUCAGAAUUAUGACUACCUUAGUGACUGGGGUCCCCGUUUUAAACGACUGGCUGAAAUGUAUGGAAAUGGCCAAGAGAGUUUGUACUCAUAGCCUUGGACCAUUACUUUGGAAUGCACUGCAUAGAAAGGCAGCAGGAAAAAAUUCAAAAGGAAAGAAAAGUGGAAAAUACUACAUAUAGUAAACAGAAAUUCCACUUCUGGGACAAAAGGAGGUUGUAAAUAUGUCUCCAUUUUUAACUGUUAAGGCUUCUGCCCUUGUGAAACAUUCAUUAGGUUAUCCAAGGGAUUUCGCUGACCACAGACUAAACAUUUGUAGUUGUGUUUUUUGUUUGUUUGCUUGUUUUGUUUUUUCUGUUUGUGGUUUCAUAUAAAAGAAAUGCUUAGUGGUUUGUGAAUAGAUAGCAACUUUCAUAUACCUGCAAAGGCACCUAACCUGUCUGAUAAAGUAAUGUCCUGUGUAGUCAGGGAGCCAAAGGCACCUGGCUCUAACUUUCAUGGUACCCUCUGUAAGAAUAAUAGUGCCUGGUACACCAUUCAAAAAAUCUGAGACCUUCUUGCCUAUCAAAACUUGGAAGAAUUUUAUCUCUACUGAAGCUUUUAAGAUUGCUAUAAAAGGUAGAGUUCAACAGAAUUUUAUCACUGUUGGUGCACAUAAAUAUUUUAUUUUAUUUAUCAAUAUAUACAUCCUUGUAAUAACUUCCCUAAGUGAAAAAUGGAAUAAAAACCAAUAAUUUAACAAAACAUAAGUCACUGUUUUGACAAUAAAUUAUAUGCAGUGUUCCAAGUAAGAAAAAUGAUAAAUAAUUCUCCAAGUUUGAAGUAGUUUUGAAACUCUCAUGUAUGUAAGAUUUAAACCAGUAGUUGCUGUCUAUUUGUUAAUUUUUAUUAUCUCUUCUGAUUUGUACAGGAGAAUAUAUUUUUAUUUAAAACAUAGUGUUGUGUUUAUUUUGGAGCUCUAGCCUCCACUCAGUUCAGGUUGAUCUUACUGCCUCAUGGUAUUAAGCUCAUAUGCACGUGCUGGCUUUUCUCAGCAUGAACUACAUGAAGGACAUGAAGCAUAGAAAAUGGAGUGACACAGCACAGUGGUAGAGCGUCAUUGCUACACACAUCUCAAAGAAACGCAUGGCUCUAAGGAUACACACACACACACACACACACACACACACACACACACACACACAUAUAUUGUCCUUCUGAGCCGCAAGAGUGUACAAAACUGUGGGAACAAAGUAUUUGAAUUUCAGUAAGACUUGGGGAACAUUGAGGUUUCUCUUAGAUUAAGAAAUAAUUUUCCAAAAUCAAGUGUUCUAUAUUCUCCAAAGACUUUCAAGGACCUGUUACUCAGCCUUCUUUGCUGUAAACACAGUGAGUGAAAGACUGAAAUUUAAGUAUAUUUUACAAAGUAUGAUGUUGUACAUUUCAAUCCAUUGUGUCAUGCCAGCAUUAAAUGAUGUGUAAGUUCUCUAGCUGUUAAGAUGUGCAAAAGUGAAGAGAGCAAUUUCAAGUAGUCAUAUGUGUUCAAUGUUGAGAUGAAUGUCUCAGAAUCUGAUGACUUUUUAAAACAAAAUGGUAUUUCUACUUAUUUUUCCUAGAUUAAUACUAGUUUAUUGUGCACAUAAUCAAAUAAGAAUGAAUUUAUUUGCCUUACUUUCUUGUUUCAAAAUUAAUUAACUGCUAAGUUCUGAGUAAACAUAUACAUUGUGAGUACUGUGUAUGAAUUGUAUUCUAAAAGUCCUCCUUUGGAGAAGAAAUCAGAACUAAAGUUCUCUGUUGGUUAAGUGAGAAGAAGCUAUAUAGGAUGCUGUAACUUGCAGUCUACAAUUAAAAAUGGGGUAUGAGAAAGUGGCCUUCAGCUGCAUAAUAUCAAUAAUUCAAUAAAUUUGUUACUCUAUACAGUCCUUAAAUAGAAAAAGUUAUUUAGAUAUUGUUCUAUGACUAGAUAGCUGCUAUAUUUCUUGCUCUAUUCAGAGUAUUAUGUAUAACAUUUUACAACAGAGUAAAGUAUCCUGUUCAUAAUUCUUAGAAAGACAAAUUCUUCUGAUUAAACCAAACAUCAUAUCUUUCAAGUUUAAUAAAAUGAGAUUGUGGUACAGGAAUUAUAUAGAUGCUGAAUCUGCAAAAUGCUAACAAAAUAGUUUGUAACAAGCCCCUGAUAUCUAGAAGAAAAUGAAAUAUUUACUACUGCAAUGAUAGUGGCAUAAAACUGCUUAUAUAUACAUAUAUAUAUACAUAUAUAUAUACAUAUAUAUAUAUAUAUACAUAUAUACAUACAAAAUGAUGAUGUAGUUGAUUUUUGCUAAAGGAACCUCUCGUGACACAGAUUUUAUCACUUUGAAAUGUGAAUGGAAUUUACCUUUUGCUAGUGGUAACUCAAGAAAAGAAUGCAUUACUUCAACUACUGGUUUGAAAUUCUUUGCAUCUAUCACAAUAUUGGUUAAGUUCUAUUGUAGUUUAUGAAAUUGCUAAAAAUCGAUGGACAAACGUCAUUACUAUCAGUAGAAUUUAUAGGACAAACUCAAAUUUAACAAGAAUGGGGGUAAUAUAGUUACUAUUUAUUAUUUUAGCUUGCUUUCAUGUUCUUAAAUCUAAUGGUAUGUCUGGCAUUAUAAUAUAUUAGACCUAAAAGAUUACAUCAGUUGACUAAAGAGGUGAAUUAUUAUACAAAUUUAGGGAUAUUUUCAAAGAUUAUUUAAAUACAUAUAUUUAUUAUUUAGUGAUUUAAAUUUAUCAUUGUACUUUAAACAGUCAGAAGAAUCUCAAGAACCAGUAUGGACCUUAUUCUUGAAAUUUACUUGCAUUAGUAUAAUUUUCCUGAGUUUAAUAUGAAUAUAAUAUGAAAACUUAGACAAUUUAGAUAAUGGCAUAUUGUCUGAUAAAAAUAUUGUAUUAGCUGUCUACUGAUUUUUUUCUCUGUUUCUUUUUAUUUUUGAUACCUGGUCCUAUCUGUAUCCCAGAGUUGCCUCAUACUGAUGGUACUUCUCUUCUCUCAAUCUCUCUUCUACCUGAAUUAAAGUUUUACAUGAACAAACUUGACAUGCAUACCCCAAACUAAUUCAUCACACCAUAACUCAUGACUAUAGAUAAAUUUUUGAAUAAUAUCAAAUAGUGAUUUUUUAAAAGAUGUGAUAAAUUCUAUCCUUAAUCACAGAUGCAUCAUUAGAAGUAAUGGCGGUAUAAAGGGGCUGAAUACUUCAUUGUAAGAAUAGAUAUCUUUACAACUUGUAGUACAAAAGACUAGGGCGGUAGCCCAUGUGUUUAAACAUUGAUCAUUUAUACAUCACAGCAAUUCAUUGACUUCAAAUUAAUAUUUUGAACUGUCUGAUUUCUUUAAAAUGUAAUUCAAGUUCAUUUAUUACUAUAUAUGUUGAAAAAUAUACCAAAUAUCUUUUCUGAAUUAUACAUUUUGGGUAAUUUAAAAUUAUGAUAAAAUUAUAAACCAAACCAGACAAUAAACCAUUAUCAGCUACAAAACAAAAUCAAGUACAAGUUCACACACACAGAGAAAAAAUGACCAGUGGAGGCAAUGAAUAGUUCAGUGUACCAGUAGACAAUGCACUCAAUGGAACAAGAUUCCCAUUUCUUUACUAUAAGCAGCUACUGGGACAAAUUAAAGUUUGGACUGGAUGCAAGAAUGGGAAAGGUCCACAAGCAUUAUUUGACGGUAUGAAUCUGAUGGCUCACCAUCCAUAAACAUUCUCAAUUACCCUAACUCUAAGCAUGUUUAAUCUACACGUUCCUUGGUAAAGAGAAGGCAUAGACAGGUGUUCUUCACAAAAUGGAAAGUGGUACAGGUACAGGCAACAUCUGUCACACGAUCCAUGGGCAGAAAUAGAAAUGCCAAUGCAUUGUUCAAAUGUUCACCUGGAAGAAACUGAAAAUAAGCUGUUCAAGGAAGAGGAAAACUAGUUUUGUUUCAACAUUUUAAACUUUCUAAGCACUAGCAAGAAAUAUUAGUCAUGUUUAUAGUUUUAGCCUGUCAUCUGUUGACUUACACAAGAUUUUAAUUGCUUCAAUUAUAUGUCACUAUUUAUAUGCUUAUUUACUGUUAAUCUAAUAUAAUUAUAGUUGAUUAAAUCUUCAUCUUAACUCUUUCAGGUCAGAUAUAGGUAAAGACAAGUAAAAGACAUGAUAAUUAACAUGAGUUCAUCUACUUUGUGUUAGUCUACAUGUACAGUGAUCUUAACAAACAGUCUAAAUUAUUCACAAUAAAUAAUGGGCAUAUAUACAAAGGUAUAUAAAAUGUUGGUAUGGGAAUUAAUACAGUCUUGUGUGGUAAGUAAAUAUAAUUGAUCAAAAUUGAUAGUCAAAUCCCAGUGCCUUGUAUAUAAUAAAGAUUAAGAAAGAAUUUAUAUCCUAUAUAUUUUAAGUUUAGCUGGAUUAUUUUGCAGAGAACAUGAGCAGUAUCUAAGUCUGUGAUUAGGAAACAAGAAGAAAAUUUCCAGUAUAAAACUCUAGCAAAAAUCAAUGUGUGUGAUAGUCCUAUACAUUUAAAUUGCAAUGCUGAUUUCUAUUGACUUGGUUUACCUGAAAUGUAUACAUGUGUAAUAGUGGAAGCAUAAGGAGGUUUGUCUGAAGCAACUGCAAACAAAGUAAUAGACAGGCAGUUGGCUAAGGAAGUACAUUAUUUAUUUUGUCAAACAUAAUUAUACAUUUUAAAAGUUCAAUUUAUAUUGGGAGAAAGAGCUUGGCUGCUAAAGAAGGAACACUUAGAUGAAAAAAUGUAUAAUUGUCAUGUCUUGCUGUAUAGACGUGAUCUCAUUUUUAUCAUAGGAUCUGGAAAAUGAAUUAAUUUUUGUGAAAUGCUAUCAGCCUUCUUGAAUAUCUGUCAUCCAAGGUCAAUGAACAGGACACUCAAAAUAAGCAUACAAGUCUAAAACAUAGACAAAAGGCUGAUUCGUUAUACUUUUAUAUCUUGAUUAUUAAAACAGAGUCAUGAGCCAUAUCUAUUUUAAAAGCUCAUGAGACUAAACAUAACAGGGAUAAAUGUCCUAAAUAGAACCCCAUUUUGUUCUGGGGCUCAGACUCUAAGAUCGCAUCAAUUGAUAAAUAGGAUUCAGGAAACCAAAAAGCUUCUGUAUGGCAAAAGAUACAGUUGAUCAGACAAAUCAGCAAGCCACAAAUUGAGAAAAAAUCCUCACAAACUCCACAUCCAAAAGAGAGGUAAUAUCCAAAAUAUAUAAAGAACUCAAGGAGCUAUCCUUGAAAAAAAAAACAAAUAA
Messenger RNA from Mus caroli (Ryukyu mouse), 8393 nucleotides. The record is from RefSeq and is a predicted model, not a curated record. Lineage: Eukaryota; Metazoa; Chordata; Mammalia; Rodentia; Muridae.